Anopheles maculipalpis is the source of this 750-nucleotide messenger RNA. RefSeq names its product cytochrome c oxidase assembly protein COX11, mitochondrial (gene Cox11). The transcript has 2 exons. The record is from RefSeq and is a predicted model, not a curated record. Gene Ontology annotation, molecular function: copper ion binding. NCBI's taxonomy places the organism in Eukaryota, Metazoa, Arthropoda, Insecta, Diptera, Culicidae. Gene Ontology annotation, cellular component: mitochondrial inner membrane. Bases 1 to 708 code for a protein of 235 amino acids.
AUGUUGUUAAACAUCGCUCGCACUGCCUGUAGGACAUCUAGUAUAAAUGUGUUCCCAAAACCCGGUCACUCAUCGAUAACAGCACCACCGGUGCGAUGGUUCAAUGGGAAAGGCAUUGACUCACAGCGGAAAUUUAGAAUAAGAUCAACAGUGUAUUAUGUCGCUGCUGCCGGUGUGUUGACGGUUGGAUUGAGCUACGCAGCUGUCCCGUUGUAUCGGAUGUUUUGUCAGGCAUACAGCUAUGGAGGUACCACGAGUCAGGGGCACGACGCUGAGAAGGUUGAAAGUAUGCAAAAAGUAAAGGACAGAGUGAUAAAGAUCAAGUUUAACGCCGAUAUUGGAGCGUCCAUGCGGUGGAAUUUUAAACCUCAACAAACCGAGAUCAGGGUCGUUCCCGGUGAGACUGCGUUAGCGUUCUAUUCGGCAAAAAAUCCCACGGACCAUCCCGUUGUUGGCAUUAGCACGUACAAUGUGAUUCCGUUCGAGGCGGGAGCGUAUUUUAAUAAAAUACAGUGCUUCUGCUUCGAGGAACAGCAGCUUAAUCCGCACGAGGAGGUUGACCUGCCGGUAUUUUUCUAUAUCGAUCCGGAUUUCAUAGAGGACCCGAAGAUGGAGCUGGUCGACUCGAUAACGUUAUCCUACACUUUCUUCGAAUCAAAGGACGGUGUAAACAUACAAAUGCCAGUGUAUGCAAAGAAGCAUGGUUAAAUGAGAACGGUGUAGUGUGUUUUUAAACAUUGUUAAACGUGA